Lactuca saligna is the source of this 807-nucleotide messenger RNA. The record is from the annotation of a GenBank genome assembly. Lineage: Eukaryota; Viridiplantae; Streptophyta; Magnoliopsida; Asterales; Asteraceae.
AUGAUUUCUCCUUCUUCCCUUCUGUCUUUCUUCAUCUUUUCUCCCCUCUUUCUUUCAAUCAAUGCAAAAACCCUAAUCCAUGACACUUGUGAAAUUUGCUCUCAACAAGAUCCAUUUGUGAACUACAGAUUCUGCACCACCUCUCUCCAAGCAGCCUCUGGGAGCCGUCAUGCUGACAUCAUAGAGCUUGGAAAGAUCUCGAUCAAACUAGCAUAUGAUAACAUGACUGACACUCAGUCUUACAUCAAAAAGUUGCUGAAAAAUGAUAUCGAGAAGAUCAGUUCUUAUAUGAAGUUGCGUUUGGAUGACUGUCAUGAUCUUUACAAAGACUCUAUCUCUGAUAUUAAAGAUGCCACGAAAUAUUAUAAUAAUAAGCGUUACUAUGAGGCAAGUUUACAUAUGAGCUCGGUUAUGGAUGCUACUACCACUUGUGAAGAUGGAUUCAAGGAGAAACGUAUGGGUUUGUCGCCAUUGACAAAAAGAAAUAACGCUACUUUUGAAUUGGCUGCAAUUGGGCUUUCGAUUAACUCAUUCAAAAAUCUCCAAGAACAGUCAACACCUGCCAUGGUGGCUGGUGACAUGAACAGUUCCGACGGGAUGGUCCCGGUGAUGGAGUAUUUCUACGGGGUCUCUAUUGAAGAAGUGGAAGCUCCGCUACUCCGGUAUAUACUCCGGCGAAGCAACAGUGAAGGGAAGGAUCAUGUGGUGUUGUUAACUCCAAAGCAAAAAAGGAAUUCUAGUGAGGUUUCCAAAGUCGCCGACGGGUUCAAGGCUCAAACUCCUGUUCAUGAGCUAUUUUACGUGUGA